Messenger RNA from Thalassophryne amazonica, 888 nucleotides. Its product is annotated as granzyme A-like. Lineage: Eukaryota; Metazoa; Chordata; Actinopteri; Batrachoidiformes; Batrachoididae. The record is from RefSeq and is a predicted model, not a curated record. Bases 27 to 797 code for a protein of 256 amino acids. The transcript has 5 exons. Gene Ontology annotation, biological process: proteolysis. Gene Ontology annotation, molecular function: serine-type endopeptidase activity.
GUUGUCACGUCAAAGUCAAAAACAAGAUGCUCUGGUCAAUGGCUGUUGGGUUUUUCUUUGGUGCGGUCCUCUUGAUUUUGGAGUCAUGCUAUGGUGCCGAAAUCAUCAAUGGAAAUGCAGUCGACCCCCGUUUAAUGCCUUAUAUGACUCUGCUGGAGACCAGUAAGGGACCCUGUGGAGGAACACUCAUUGACCCACAAUGGGUCCUGACUGCUGCCCACUGUGUUCAGGUUAAGAAGGUGCAGCUAGGGAUGCACUCCAUCAAACAACCAGAACAGGUCCAAGGCAUCAAGACUUCUGUUCCACAUCCAUGUUUUAAUGAACAUGAGAAGGUCAAUGACCUGAUGCUGCUCAAGCUUAAAAAGCGAGUGAAGGAAACAGACCUGGUGAAACCUCUGAGGUUGAGUGAAACCAUCACAGACCCCCCAGCUGGCAGGAGGUGUCUGGUUGCUGGGUGGGGCCUCACCGACAGUAGUAGUAAGAAAAUAUCUGAUGUCCUGAUGGCUGCCAACGUGACUGUGAUUGACAGAAGGAAAUGCAACUCUGAAAAAUAUUAUAACUACAACCCCGUCAUCACCCUCAACAUGAUAUGUGCUGGUUCAGAUGGUGGCAAACCAGCUGACACCUGUAAAGGUGAUUCAGGAGGGCCGCUGAUGUGUGACAACAAGCUCGUUGGAGUCACUUCUUCUGGAGGGAAUCCCUGUGGUCAGAUACACAAGCCUGGAGUGUACUCCUUUCUUUCCAAAGCACAGCUUGCCUGGAUAAACAAAACAAUGAAGAAAUAUCACGAAAUAUAAAAAAUUCUGCUCAUUCAGCUCUGCGCUUCUUAUUCAGCCUGAUAUAAAUGUAAUGCAUAUUAUUUUUACAUGUUAAAUAGCAGUAAAAGAA